Molecule: messenger RNA, 10459 nt
Organism: Lytechinus pictus (painted urchin)
Lineage: Eukaryota; Metazoa; Echinodermata; Echinoidea; Temnopleuroida; Toxopneustidae
Product: protein transport protein Sec16A-like
Exons: 29
Coding region: 123-6602 (2159 amino acids)
Biological process (GO): COPII vesicle coat assembly; Golgi organization; autophagy
Cellular component (GO): endoplasmic reticulum exit site; ER to Golgi transport vesicle membrane
Source: RefSeq, a predicted model, not a curated record
GGCUAAAUUUCAGAAAUCUUUCGUGCGUGAGGCCGCACGCGCUCACGAGAUAAAGACACGUAGCAAUCGAAAUUUGCGAACAGAUUGUGAAAUUCUUUUGAAGGAGGUGUCUUUAAAAGAUCAUGUCAGCAAAUGAAGGGUCUGGGAAUCCAAAUGGAACAUCAGGUUAUUUCAACAAUGGAUCUGCUGACGGAAAUUCUGCAGGCUUCUUUGACCACAAUCAACCAAACAUGAACCAGUGGGGCUUUCCCCCUCCGGACCAGACCUCUGCUCCAGGGGGAAUUCCCCAAACCUCACAGCACCAGCAACAGUAUCAGCCCCAGCAGACUCCCCAGUUCUACAACCCUGCCGAGUUUCAGAAGGCUGCACCUGGCCAGCAGCCAGAGAUCUUCAACCCUUAUGGCGGAGGUAAUGCUUAUCAGCCACAGCAACCCUUCUCUCAAGAUGGUUUUCAGCAGCAGAAUGACUUCAGCCAGCAGCAGUUAAACCAGAAUGAUCAUGGAGGAAGUCUACCCCAACCGCAGCAACAGCCACAGAACCCUGAGGUUGCUGACGGACAAGUUUCCUAUCAACAGGGUUGGCAAGGGUAUGGUGCACCAGCUGAUUCCGCUGAACAACAGGAUAGCCACUGGCAAAACCAAGACAACCAUACAGGACAACAGGCCAAUGCUAGUUAUCCAUCUGAUCCAUACUCUUAUUCUGGGUAUGGGUAUGGAACAGAUAUGCAUGCCUCCACUAGCAAUCAUCAAGAAAGUGGUCACUCUGAAAAUCCCACUCAGAAAUUUGAGCAGGAAGAUUCCUCAGGAAAUUCAGGAUUUGGUGCAUUUUUCCAUGAUGAUGGAUCAGACUUUGUGAUUACAAGCGAUAAAGGGAGUGAACAGGUUAGUGCAAAUGUGAGCGAAAGGACUAGCCCUAAUACGGUUCCACCUGAUUCCAGUAGCCAAUCACAAAUGGAUGAACAAGGACAUUUACAAGAAAGUGCACAAUCUGAAAAGGAGCAAUCAAACUCAAAUAUAGAGCAUUUCCAACUCUCUCCGCAAAGUAACAGUCACAUAGCUACACCAGUUCAUGAUCUGGUUCCAGAAAAAAACGUGGCUACUCUGGGAGAUAUGCAGGACCAGACUACAGAAUCAUCUGAGUCAUCUGUAUUGAAUCAAGACAGUCAAAGUGUUGCUGUCCCAAGCAGCACAUUUGGUUCUUCCCAUGAUCUUCGUAGUGCAAUGACUGAACACAGUAAUUUUGAGGAACUCAAUGCAGAGUCAUUGGGAGUCAAUCAAACUCCCGAUGAUAGGAAUGUACAACAUUCAGAACCACACACGAACAUUGAGCCUGCCCAAUCUGAAUUAUCUGUACCUGACUCAUUAGUAUUAAACCCCGCUGAGAAUGUUGGUGUGGUCCAUGAGUUGCUGUCAGUACCUGUAUCUUCACUGUCAGUAGAGGCCAAUCAACAAGACUCGGAUUCAUUGCUGAAUCCAACACCACCUGCUGUAUCUCAAGAACAAUCACUCUCCUCUUUGAAUAGUGAUGGUGGUGAUCUUCCAAGCGGGGGUGAUGGACUUGAGAAUACACCUAUACCCGCAACAAAUUUUGGACCACCUUCAACCCAAAAUAAUGUUGGUCAAACUGAUGCAUCUGUUUUUUCCACACAGACCUUACCACACCAUCACCAGCAAACACAAGAGCAACCCUACCAACAACCACAACAGCAGUCCUCUGCGAAUUCUAGCCAGUCAGACCUGACCUCACCCCCAAAUCUACCUUUGCUCUCUACCCAGUCAUCCCUAGAAACAAAUAAGUCUUCAGAGCCAGCGGAUAGUAGAAAGCAACGCUCAGACUCACUCUCAUCAGGCUCUCACCCAAGUGCUUUUCGACAAGUUCGUAGUAUUCCCGGUCAUAGAGAUAUCUCUGUUAAUCCUUCCCCACCCCUGUGGCAGGCAGAAGUCCCAGCUCUUCCAGGAAAUAUUCUUUUGGCUCCUGCUUUGAAUAUAUCAACCAAUAUAAAUCCAAUAGUCCCUAGUAGUACUUUAUCAGCACCAUCACUUUCAACUCCAAGGCAGCUUGCUGACACAGUCGCGUCUGUUAGUGUGCCACCGGUACCAUCAGUUGUGGCUUCACUUCUUGCAGGGACUAAUAAUCCUGCCCCGAAACCUCCAGUUAGCAGUAAUACUCAAGCAAGUGCAACAUCAGCACCAACUCCUGUUCAACAGGUAACCCAGAGCGUUUCACAAUUGGAUAUCAGCAAAACUGUGCCCAACACAUCAGCAUCUGCUGUUCCCUCAUUAAGCAAUCCUCAAAGUGCCCCAGUGAGUCAACAGCCCCAACUUCCAAACCCUACCCCAAACCCAAAUCCCAGUACAAACCCAGUUGCCUAUGUCCAACCUGUUUCCCUGUCACAACCUAAUCCCAUUCAGCCAACCACUCAGCAACAAAACAUCGUCCAGCCACUAGCUAGUCAAGUACAGCCAGGAGUGUCAAUCCAAGGAGUACAACCAACUAAUCCCGCUGUUGUACCUCAGGGAUCUGGUGUUGUUACAACUUCCCAGCAACCAUUUAGUAGUACCCUGCCAAACCAGCCCCAGCAAAGUAAUAUGAACAAUCCACCCGUGCAACAGCAAACUUCUGUUCCUGGGCAACAGGGUGUUACUCCAAUGCAACCUCAGCAGCCAUUGCAACAGGAUUACCAGCAGCAGCAGCAAGUACCACCACAGCAGCAGCAGCAACAACAAGUACCACCACAACAGCAACAGCAGCCGUUUCCACAGCAGCAACAACCACAAGGACCCCAGAGUCAGCAGCCUGGUUACAACCAGUAUCCUCCCGGGCAGGGAGGUCAGUAUUAUCCCAACCCUGCCAACAGGCAGCCCUAUCCUCAGGGUGGCUAUUAUCAGGGUGGUGGGUACGGGCCGGGCUACGGGUACGGCAGCCCUUACGCUCGCCAAGGUGCCUACUCCAGGCAAGAUCCCUACUACCAGGGGUACAGCCAGCACGUGCAGCGGAGUCAGCAGAGAACUGCCGAUGCCCAGGGAUGGGACAGGCCGCAGUCUAGGCAGGGGAAUGAGAGACCAAGGUCGCGGCAGGGAUGGCCGGAUGAGCAGGAUUAUGAUCCAAGGUAUCAGAGGAGUAGGAGGGAUCCUCGUUAUUAUGGAGGUGUCGACGAAUAUGGUCGUCCGUAUGAUAGACGUUAUUAUGAAUACUACAGAAGGAAACAAAGUGGACAAUAUAAAGACAGAGAAUAUCAGAAGUAUUAUGAGCAACAGAGGAAUAGGUCUGGUUCCCAACAAUACUCACAAGAUUCAUCUUUGAAUGCCUCAGAUGCCUCACAAACAGAGAAGAAGGAUGCCAGUCAGAAUGAAAGUUUCUCAGAAGAAUUCCAUCACCAAGGCGGAGGCACACCUGAACAGUGCGGGUCAAAUCAGAGUGCAAUCUACCCUUCAGGGUAUGACGGCUACGACUCACGCUGGAGGAGAGAUCAGGGCUACUACGACAGUGUGAACUCCUCCGAAAGGGCUACUUACGACAGCAGUCAGUACUACAAUCAAGAUUAUUCUUGGCAACAGGAAGAGCCACAACCAACUUCUUACACACCCCCUCCACCAGAGAGGCGUACCCCAGUGAAACAUUCCUUACCCCACGUAAUAGCCAGGUUUAGCCCCGGUGGUCAGCUCAUCAAAGUCUUGCCUAACGUACCAGCUGAUGGAAUGCCAGCUAUGGUGGAAAUUCACAAUGUAGAGACAAUGAUGGAACAUUGUGAUGAAAUUGCAAUAUACAAAGGCUAUCCUGGCCCAUUGAUCAAGGGAGAGACGCACAAGAAUGAUGUCUUACAUUUUGCUGCAACCCAAGCAACGGAUUGUAGGAGGAGCACUGACCUUUCAGACAAAGAAUCAGCAGCUUUGCUCUGGGACUUGCUUGUCCUACUUUGUCGACAAAAUGGGACCGUCGUAGAGACAGACAUCUCAGAUCUACUCCUCAAGGACCAUCCGAUGACAAGUAGGGAAUCGUCCUCCCAAGAAGAUGCAGCGGAAGGAGAGGCAUCGCAGGAUGGAGCCGAUUUAUCUGACCUUCUCUCCGAGUUACCCAAGACUAAUGAUGCCCAAGAUGCAGUGAAGCAGACGCAUAGGUUCAGAGAGCUGCUCUUAUUUGGUAGAAAGAAGGAAGCCUUGGAGUGGGCCAUGAAGAAAGGACUGUGGGGUCACGCUCUCCUCUUAGCUAGUAAAAUGGAUAACAGAACACAUGCGAGUGUAAUGACAAGGUUUGCCAACAGUCUUCCAAUGAAUGAUCCUCUGCAGACUCUGUACCAGCUGAUGUCAGAUAGACAGCCCGCUGCUGUCACUAGCUGCAAUGAUGAAAAGUGGGGUGACUGGCGCCCUCACUUGGCCAUGGUGAUGUCUAACCUGAGCAGCAGUGCCGAUGUUGGCUUCAAGAGUGUUGUGACGUUGGGAGAUUCAUUGUCAUCAAGAGGUCUCCUACAUGCAUCUCAGUUCUGUUACCUGAUGGCACAGGUAGGCUUUGGUAUCUAUAGCAAGAAGACCACAAAGAUAGUACUCCUUGGAUCAAGUCACAACCUCCCCUUUAGCAAGUUCUCCACUAACUCAGCUAUCCAACUGACUGAGAUCUAUGAAUAUGCUCAGAUGCUGGCAAACAAGCAUUUCCUCAUACCCAACUUCCAGGCAUAUAAAUUCAUCUACGCCUGCAGGCUCGCUGACUUUGGCUUUACGUCACAGGCACUGAGGUAUUGCGAAACAAUAGCAAACACAAUCCAAUGCUCUCCUAACUACUAUAACAGUACACUUGUUAGCCAAGUGUGUCAGCUGUCACACAGAUUAAAACACCAUGAUCCUGAGUUUCAUGACCUUAGAGAAAUCACUGAACCACAAUGGAUUGUCCCACUCGAGGCCAUCGUCAUGCAGAUUAAUGAAGGACAAUUAAAACCACCCUCAUCAUCAGGCACCCCUAUGCCGUGGGUGGAAUCGUCCUCCAACCUAAGCACACUGGGUGUGGAGAGCACAGAUGGAACAGUCCAAGGUGUGGGUGAAGGGGUGUCAGCAUACCAGUAUGAGGGAUACCAGCAGGAGGGAUAUCAACAGGACCAGGUCGGAGGUCAGGGCUACGAAGGUCAAGCUGACCAACAGCAAGUCAACCAGUAUCAAGAUCAGCAAACAGAUCAACAACAAGUGCCCUUCUAUGACUACAACCAGCAACAACAGCAGCUACAACAACAGCAAGAUGGUACACAACCAACUGGUCAACAACAACAACAGCAGCAGCAACAAAAUCCCUACUACCAAUAUGAUAAUUACCAGCCCUAUAACACCCAGCCAAUGAGCAGCAACUUUGCCCCCAACCAGGACCCUGGGGCCUCGAUAGGAAGUAAUUUCUCAGAAUACAGUACAACGACCAAUCCAUCGGAGACAGAGGGGGACUCAACUGAGUUUGAACAGAGUGGCGCUUCCCAGUUUGAAUUCAAUAGCUAUAACAAAAUGCAGGUGCAGCAGAACAGGAGCCGGACCAACACCCUGGGUUCCAUGGGCGGUCCGCCAUCCCCCCAGAAAACCCUGACCCCGCCCGACUCCCCCAACACCUUCACCGCCCCCAGACCCAGGACCAGGACCACCUCAGGGGGGUCAACUGUAUCGGUGGCCAGUCAGAAGGGGCAACAGAAGCACCAGCAACAGCAGCCCGAACCCAAGGAGACAAAACCACAGAAUAAACCAAAACCAAAGUCCUCACAGGGCGGCUGGCUAAGGUGGUUCAACAAAAAGCUUGGCGGUUCUAACAUCCACCUCCCUGAUGAUACAAAGAAAACGAUCGAAUGGGACGAUGUCAAAAAGCAGUGGGUCAACAAGGCAGAAGAUGCGGACGAAGCCGAUAGCGGGCCCCCUCCUCCACCUCCCUCGGAUAAAGAAAUAUCUGGCCCUGCUGCCGGCCCGCCAGCUACCUCACAACCCCCUCCCUCAGUCCCUGGGCUAGGGGGAGGUCUUGGUGGAGGGCUGGGGCCAAAAUCAGCCCCUCCUCCUGGGGUUAACAAAUUUUCUCGCAAGUUUGGUCCAGGUAACUAUGUUGAUGUUCUGAACAAAGGCAAGGGUACAUCAGCACUGGCCAAGACAGGAGACACAAGUAGCUUAUUCCAGACCUUACCUGCUCCAAGCAAUACUGCACCUGUGAAUUUCUUCAUUCCAGAUUCGUCUGCAUCGGAAGACACACAGAGCUCUAAUCAGGAAGGCGAUCCUCAAGUGGGCAACCCAGGGUCACGACCUCACAGUCCACACAGAGAGCAAGGGGGAGGACAGCAAAGUGAAAACCUUUCACGCUCUAGUUCGAUGAGCGAUCUCUCCAAUGAGGUCAGUCAGCAUAUGUCCCAUCAGCCAACAACCCAGCCACCACCCUCCUGGCCACAAGAGGGCGCCAAUGCCUCGCAACAUCAGCAGCAACAGCAACAGCCUGCGCAACAACCUGCCCAGCAGCCAGGGGUGCCAAUGUUCUACAACCCUCAAUCGUUUGCCAAUCAAGGAGGAGCCGCUACAGGGUUCGGGGUUGGGGGCAGCUCAGGGGGAGCGAGUAAGAGAGGGUAUGGACAGCCCAGGCAAUACCCCAAGCAGAGGUGAUGAAUAACGAGGAUGAUAAUGGGUGAUUUUUAUAGUAAUGUUGAUCUCCGAACUGUUUGUGGAGGAAUCGUCUCCAUUUGUGACAUUGGGCAGCCACCAUCAAUCACUCAUACCACCCCCACAAUCGCACACUCUUAUUUGUUUGUGAAUGCGUUAUACUCAUUAAACUGUGCAAAUCUUUGACAGAUAAUUUUGUGGCUGUACAUUGCAUGACGGAAGUCUUUGAACUUCAUUUCGCCUGUAAUCAUCUUGAAAAUAAGUCAGUUUGAUAAUCAUACAAAUACCUAAAAAUACAAUUGUUGAAUAGUAUAAUGGCUGUUGCACCUGUGUGUUAAAAAUCAGGAAUGUAAACAGUGUGUAAAAUUCAAUAAAUAGUUCUGCUUUCUGAAAUAUACUCAAAUCAGUGCAGGGUCAUACACAUAGAUGUUUUGACAAAAUGGCCAGUGUUCACACCUUUAAUGGGAGCAUUAUUGCAUACAUAGGGUUAGUACCAGAACUCGGUUUCAUAAUACAAAAGGCAUCAAAUCAAGUAGAAAUUUGCUGUCAACCAAUCAAAUUGCUCUCUAUCAGUAGCUUAUAACAAUCACUUCUUUAAACUUGUUGAUAAACACACUCAUGCUUUGAAUAGUAAUAUACAUGUACUUUUCAUGAUCACUAAAAUAUCUUCAUUGUCAGUUUGUAUAAAAUAUGUAACCUCUAUAGGAUAGUCUGUAUAUCUUUUUACAAGAUUACAAGCAGAAGGAAAAUAUUUAAAAAAAGGGCACACAUUAAUUAUUUUUUUACACAGUAGUCAUUUGAAAAGUUCAGAAAAUAGCAACAAUCUCCAUCAUUGUGUAAAUGUAUUCAUGUUUGUUAGAUUCGACCCACUUCCUUCUGAUGUUGGCAUUGCGAGUUGUGUAAAUUUGAAGCAUUCGUCACACUGUAUAUAUUAGCUGAAGCAGCUUAGCCCAUCAUAAAAAAAACGACAACACUACGGUGCCUCUCAAGAGUCUAUACACACUUAUAGACCUUAUGCAUAUGACGUUAUAAUCUUAUAGCGCCCUCCCUCAGAGGAUUUGGGAAUACAUGUAAAACAGAGUUGUCACACAUGCAAGGCAAUGGCUUCUGCCUCUAAGAUGGCGGCACAAUGACGCCAUUAUUGUGUAUGGCAGAUAAAGAGGAAAGUGAAAUCUAGUUAAAUGCAUUGUGCUACAGUCACUCACUUAUAUGACUCAUAAUAUUUCAAACUGUAGAAUAAAAUGAUAUUUCACUCCCCCUCAUGACAGUUUCUAAACUGUGCACAGGUGAAACAGAUAUUAAGGCAAGAUAUUCUGCACCAGUGAGAAUCACUCUGUAAGUAUAAAGACUAAUUGUUAAUUACAUGUAGUACUCAUUCUUCAAGGAUUUGAAGUGGAAAAUGAAGUGCAGUUCAACUUUUCAUUGGCACAUACAUUGUACAGAGAAUUUAUAUGUCCACUUCAGUGAUUUGAGACCUAAUUCUAUUUGAUAAAGUUGCCUUUUAAAUACAUGAAGGAAAGGGGGGCAGGUCAAAGAGGAGAGAAUUGGGGAAGAGAGAGCAAGCAUUAGAGAUAUAGAUGACAAAGUUCAAUCAGGCUUUUAAAUAUACACUGUAAUUCACGAUAUUUCUUGCAUAUUUUAUUUUGUGCUGCUCGAUAAGACACACAUAGGUGUAUAAACAUGGUUUCUGAAAGAUUUCAUAUUUAACUACUCUUACUGAUUGAUGAGUGUAUCACACAUCAAAAUAUUCUUUACACUUUGAUUUCUCCUCAUUUUAAAAAUGAUUUUCCUCAAAAGACGAAGGGUUUCCAUUUUGUUCAAUUUAUUGUUCCUAGACUAGCCUAUUCAACAACUGCUUAUUUUUGUCAUGGGCGUGUACCCAAAUGUAAUAAACUUGUAAAUGUUUUCAAAUAUUGAACCAAUGAAAUGGGCUGCCAUUACAAUAAUUGAAACGAUUUUACAGUGUAUGAGAAAUAAUUUCCCAACAUUUUCACAUUUUUACAUUAAAAAUUCUCCAUUGUCACUUCAAAUGAUUGCAGACUGGCUUAAUACGUCAUAUACAAUAUUAAAAUCUAUCUUAUUUACUGAAUGAUGAAUGAUAACAUAGAAAAACAAAUUAUGUGCAAUUUAUUGUUGAUGUAGAUACUUAUUAAAGCUGGCUUUUAAAUAUAUCUGCCAUGCUGUUAUAAUGAAUUAACUAUAUAAGAAGAGAUUUAUGUUAUUCUGUUCAUUUUAUGAUUUAUCAUUAGUUAGGAAUGAGCAGGAUUUUGUUUGUAUAAUUUUCAUGAUUCUGUGUUCUCUAUGAUUUGUUUUAACUGUUCUCCCAUUGUGUCAACGAUAUCAUAUAUAUUGAUUAUUGAAGAUAUUUAUGAGACCUACUUGACCAGGAUUUUUGUUUCUCCAUGAUUUCAUAUGUAGAUUGUUUACAUUCCAAGAAAACUUGUUUGCAGAAAUAGAAGGUAUUUAAUGAUAAAGCAUGACUUAAUGCCUUUCAUCCUCUUUAGCAGAAAAGUUAUUUUUAAACCUACCUUCAUAUCACCUUCCCUUUGUUUAUACGCUCAAUUCUGCUUGUGUAUCCAUCUUUUACUCUGGUACCUUAGAUGUGAACUGAUAUUUUCCCUCAUAAACAUAGGCUUAUAUUGGAUUAAAUUCAUGAUCUGGCAGUCUACAUGUAGAUACAUCUGACUUAUUAGCCAAUCAGAGCCAACCUUUUAUCUAUUGAUAGAAUAAAGCUUGAUUUUGAUUGGUGAAUGUAAUGUCUGCUGCUUUCAAAUUGGUUCAUGUGGAAUAGUUCUUGUACUUUCUUUACAUAUGCAUAAGUACUUUUCUACAUAUCAUUAUUUUACUGUUCAAAUUUGACAAAGCCAGAUUAAAGAUUGAGACUAUUCAUCCUGUUUUUGUAGUAAUGAGGAGGAUUAAAGUUAAUAUAACUUCGAAUUGUUUUAUCAUUUUCCAAGUUUUAAGUCAUGGGCAUGGUUUUGUAAAUGUAAUUUCUUUCAAUGCCUUUGUUUCGAUCAUAUAAUUUUCCUGCUAAAUCAUAUUUCAAAUGUAGUGGUGCUCAAAACAUAUAUUUUAAUAUAAUUCAGAUUUUGUAGAAGUGUGUGGAAUGGAUAAUCUAAUAAAGUAAGAUAGGAAUUGCUUAGGUGUGUUUGCUUUAAAAGUGAAAUAUAUAAAUAUUGUAUUCUUUGCUUUUUUCCUUUUAAUUUUCAUAACUUUGGUCUUGUCCCCCAAAUUGAUAUAAAAUAGUAUUUAAAAAUAGAAAAUAAGCUCUUUGACUGGAAGUGAAAGGUAGGAUAUUUUUAGGAUGCAUGACAUAUCCAGGUGGCUUUAAACUUAUUUUAACAUCUAGACCUUGAAAUAGUCAACAGUUUAAGUUGAGUGUAAUUUGUACAAAGCAGAACAUGCUUGCUGUAUAUUGGCAGAGCUAUAUUCUCAUUCAUGUAUUUAUCCACAAAUUUCCUUCAGCAGUGUAAGUAUGCCUUUAAUAACAGGGCUCCUUCUUACAAAGAGUUACGAUUGAUCCGAUCAAACUUGUGAUUGAUCGGAUCAAUCGCAACUCUUUGUACGAUGGGGCCCAGAUCUCUAGUUGUGAAAGAAUCUGCACCUAUUCUUUGUUGUUGUUUAUUUUCUUAUUAUAAUGACCAUAUUUUUAAGAGCAUGCCAAAUGGUGACCUCUGUAUUGAGGCAAUGAUUGAACCAUUCAUGUAUAGAUGGAAUGAAAUAUGAUAAAAUGAUUCAAUCAUCAUUAUUAUUAUUGUUAUUGUAUUUCAUAAUCAAAUGUCAGGCACAUUAUAGUGAUUGCCCUGUAAGCUCAUGAAAUGGGGCUAAUAUAAAAAAAGAAGAAUAUGGAAUAUAUGAAA